Molecule: messenger RNA, 2004 nt
Organism: Seminavis robusta
Lineage: Eukaryota; Bacillariophyta; Bacillariophyceae; Naviculales; Naviculaceae
Source: the annotation of a GenBank genome assembly
UGACAGCAAGAAAGCUUGGUUAAUUGUAUCAAUAGAGACACUACCGGUAUGAUGGCAGCAGCACUACCAUGCCACCAUGGCAGCAACAACAGGCCUGGUGGUUCACUUUUGAAUGCUCCGGUGCACUUAUUUGUUACUGUCCUUAUUUGUUACUGUCAGGGGGGGGCCCAUGCUCUCAGAGCCAGGCAUGGCGGCAUUAGAGCCAACCGGUAACUAGGGACUGAUUUGAGCUGCUCAGGCCAGUCCCUAUUAGUACUGGCGGUUAGAGGAGGCAUGUUUGGGAAUGUUUGCCGGAAACCCAGGGGGGAGCCCCACAGGGCUGCAGUACCAGAGGGAGGGUUAGGGUUCCGGUAAAAGUCACCCAGGAACAGAGAAGGUGGUGUUCUGGAUUCGAUUCAGGCCGGGGUCUCCCACAAAACCUUGCUGGCUUAUACAAGAUCUUGCGCGCUUGUUUCGCGCGGCCGCUGCACCGUCACUCUCGCCACACUGACCUUCGCGCCCUUCCGCACACUUCUUGUGUGUUGGCGAGACAAAGACUUGUUGAAGGCUCUCUUUGUUCCGAGUGCUUGCCUUGUCAUACCAGCAUUGAAAAUGAACGAAGACGACCAGUCGGGAGAGGUGAAGGACACCGCUCCUGCCCCAGAAGAGUCUGGAGAUGGCGUUCCUGCGGCCGCUGCAGCAGGCGGCAGCAGCAGCGAAGGUCCAGUGUCGCUACGUGGAGUUUUCCUCGGGAAUCUUUCCAUGGGCUUUCGAACCGAAGAAGUGACGGAGAUCUUCACCAAGCCAAUCAUCCCUCGUGACCUACCAGAGGACACCUACAAGCCCGUCGCUAUCGAUCGUGUGGAUUUGAAACGAGGCUACUGCUUUGUGUUUUUGAAGGACGUCGCCAACAUGGCCGAGAAGGAACAAGUGGAGCGCUUCGUCUCGGACAUCAACGGAAUGGCGGUUCCCAAUGUAUCUUCGGCAUUGCGGGCAGAAUUUGCUAGAGGAGAUGGUCGAGUCAAGCGCAAGGAAGACGAACGACGCCGCAAUAUUCAACCUUCGGAAACCUUGUUUGUGGUGAAUUUUCAUGAAGAAACUACCAAAAAGGAGGACUUGGAAAUGCUCUUUGGACCUUUUGGUGAGCUGGUCCGUAUUGACAUGAAAGGAAAUUAUGCCUUUGUCCAGUUCCGGACUGUGGAUGAAUCUAUGCGAGCCAAGGAAGCUACCAAUGGCGGAAAAUUAGAUCGCAGUGUUUUAACGGUGGAAUACGUGGCAAAUCGCCGUGGAGAUCAACGCUUUGGCGGUCCUGGUGGAGGUGGUGGUGCUGGUGGCGGCCGAGGAGGAGGCGGUGGUGGAUGGCGUGGUGGCGAUCGAGACCGAGAUCGACGCUACGAUGACCGUUCCAGCCGUGGACCUUCUCGUGGAGCUCCACCUUCCAGGUACUCCGGAAGCCGGUAUGACAGGGACCGGUCGUACGACCGGGACAGAGGACGAGGUGAUCGCCAUGACGAUCGCAGAGGAGGAUCCUAUCGUGAUAGGAGCCCACCUGCUCGACGCCGGUCUCGCAGCCGCAGUCGUUCGAACUCGCCUCCUAGAUACGAUGAUCGUGACAAGUAUGAUUCUCGUUCGAGAUACGAAGGUGGUGGUGGUGGCGGCGGCUGGAGAGACCGUCGCCGUAGCAGAUCCAGAGAGCGCCGACCUCCCAGUCCUGGAGGAUAUCGCGACAGAGACCCUGCCGAUCGUGGCGACCGUGACUUUUACCGCAGUGAUCGGGGUGGCUCCGACCGUGGUUAUCGCGGUUGAGCACAUGGUUGAGCUGCUCCUUGUCUUGCUUUGUUCGAGGCUCCAACCUCUGGACGUCAAGUUGCCGCCAAACAAUAUGUGCCAUCACGCGUCCAAACCGUCUAUCGCAUCCAAACCGUCUAUUGCAUGUAGCAUGGUUUUUGUUUCCUCUCUAUCAUUCCACCUCAUAAACUAAAGGCUCUUACCGAGCCUGUAUAAUGAAAAAAGUUUUCUCGCGUC